GUUGCAAGUUUUGGAGCUUACCUUCUGUCAAGGAACAUAUUAACAGUGUCAUUUGCACCAAGAGACACUCAUGAAGCUCAAGUUCAAUUUGCUCUUGAACGUGGAGUUCCUGCCUUGAUUGGAGUUUUUGCUUCCAUUAGGCAACCUUACCCUUCAAGAGCCUUUGACAUGGCUCAUUGCUCUCGCUGCUUAAUUCCCUGGGCUGAAAAUGAAGGGCAAUACUUAAUCGAAGUGGAUCGAAUUCUUCGUCCGGGUGGGUACUGGGUUUUGUCAGGGCCACCAAUUAAUUGGGAAAAUCAUUGGAAAGGUUGGGAUAGAACACCUGAAGAUCUUAAUCAAGAACAGGCUAAGAUUGAGACAGUAGCCAAAAGUUUAUGCUGGAAAAAAUUGAUUCAGAAGGAUGAUCUUGCUAUUUGGCAAAAACCCACAAAUCAUAUUCACUGUAUAGCCAACAGAAAAGUGUUCAAGCAACCUUUCUUCUGCGAGUCACGAGAUCCUGAUAAGGCAUGGUACACCAAAAUGGAGACUUGUUUAACACCAUUGUCUGAGGUGUCCAACAUAAGAGACAUAGCAGGUGGGGAAUUACCAAAAUGGCCAGAAAGGUUGACUGCAAUUCCUCCAAGGAUUAGCAAUGGAAGCUUGGAGGGGAUCACAGCAGAGAUUUUUACCAAAAAUACAGAGUUAUGGAAGAAAAGAAUAGCACAUUACAGAACAAUUGACUAUCAACUAGCCGAGAAAGGGCGAUACCGUAAUUUACUUGAUAUGAAUGCUUACUUGGGAGGGUUUGCAGCUGCAUUAGUGGAUGAUCCUGUUUGGGUUAUGAAUGUUGUCCCUGUGGAAGCUGAGGUUAAUACUUUAGGGGCAAUUUAUGAACGUGGACUGAUUGGAACUUAUCAAAAUUGGUGUGAAGCCAUGUCUACUUAUCCAAGGACUUACGAUUUUAUUCAUGCCGAUUCGAUUUUCAGUUUAUAUAAGGACAGAUGUGAAAUGGAAGAUAUUCUGUUAGAAAUGGAUAGGAUUUUAAGGCCGGAAGGUAGUGUAAUAAUUCGAGAUGAUGUAGAUAUAUUGUUACAAGUCAAGAAAAUAGCAGAGGUGAUGCAAUGGAAUGCAAGAAUUGCAGACCAUGAAAGGAGUCCUCACGAAAGGGAGAAGAUUCUUUUUGCAGUUAAGGAGUAUUGGACCGCACCAGAUCCUGAACAGAAUCAAGGAGAAUCUAAUAAAUCUUCAUAGAGAUUAUCUUUCUCCGCUACAUUGUUCUGAAUAUUAUAAAUUCUUAAUCAGAGAUGAUUUUGUUUUUUGACAACCCAACCCAACCUUUUUCUUGGGACAAUACGAGGGUCAAAUACAUAGGUUGUUUAUAUUAAUGGAGUUUCUACACAUGCUUACAGUUA
Molecule: messenger RNA, 1391 nt
Organism: Jatropha curcas
Lineage: Eukaryota; Viridiplantae; Streptophyta; Magnoliopsida; Malpighiales; Euphorbiaceae
Source: RefSeq, a predicted model, not a curated record